UAAAUUGAAGGUGAUUGUGUGGCAUUUUAUUGUUAAUAGUUUGUUGUUAGACGGGUAGGUAUAUAAACAUCAGUGGUUGGGAAUUAGGCAUCAGUUGAUCCUAAUCGGUCAGACGAACCAAAUCAACACAGACCACAAUGUUCAAGCUGGUGGUGUUGUUCGCUUCUGUGGCUUUGGCGGCGGCCAAGCCUGGCGUGGUGGUCCCCGUGGCCUACAGCGCGGCGGUGCCAGCCGUGAGCUCCGUGUCCCAGUACAGCAGCAGCGUGGUGCAUGGCUCCCCCGUGGUUCCCGCCGUGUACUCGUCAGCUGUUGUUCCCGCUGCGUACAGUGCUGUGGUUCCCGCUUACGGCUACGGUCUGUCCCAGGCUCCGCACUCACCCGCCGUCGUCUUGGAUGCCGUGAACGGAGUCCCCCUCGACACGCCUGAGGUGGUCGCCGCCCGCGCCGCCCACUACCACGCGAAGGCUCUGUCUGGCCAUCACCUGCGCAAACGAUCCGUUGCUGCUGUUGCUCCCGUGGCAUACAGCUCGUACGUGUCUCCGGUCUCCGCCGUUGCUUACUCCUCUCCCGUCGUUUCUCCUUACUCCUCUGUUGUAUCUCCUUACUCGGCGGUAGUUUCACCUGUCUCUUACUCCGCUGUAGUCCCUAAGGCUUACAGCGUCCAUCCCUGGUAAAAAUCCACUGAUGUGUAUGUAUACGAGUGUGAUAUG
Cydia splendana is the source of this 710-nucleotide messenger RNA. RefSeq names its product cuticle protein 2-like. The record is from RefSeq and is a predicted model, not a curated record. Bases 138 to 674 code for a protein of 178 amino acids. The transcript has a single exon. Lineage: Eukaryota; Metazoa; Arthropoda; Insecta; Lepidoptera; Tortricidae.